CACACACACUGCAUCCAAAACAAAGCUGGUGGAGAACGAAGAGCACGGAGCAGAGCGCUACAGUGAUAUCUCGGGAGAGCAAAAAGCAGGAUUAAUUUAUUUUGAAGCAUUACUGGUUUUGCUGAGUGUGUGUGUGUGAGUGUGUGUGUUUGCGGUGCAGUGGUGAGCACUCAGCCCGCGGUGAUGGACAUUAUGAGUGCGGUGCAGGAUGCGUGUGUCUCCGGUCAGUGGCUCACCGCGAUCAUACUCAGUCUGUGCUGCUUUUUACCUUCGUGUCUGCCUGCUGGACAAACUGUGGACUAUGCCUCGAGUGAGAGUGUGGUGAGCAGGCAAGGAGACACGGCACUGCUCAGGUGCUACCUGUUGGAUGGGAUCUCGAAAGGGGCGUGGUUAAACCGCUCCAGUAUCAUAUUCGCAGGAAACGAUAAGUGGUCAGUGGAUCCUCGCGUAUCCAUCGUAUCGAACACAGGCGACAAACAUGAGUACAGUCUACAGAUACAGAAAGUGGACGUCACGGACGAAGGCUUCUACACCUGCUCGAUACAGAGCGAGCGCAACCCGCGGCCUAAACUCAUCCAGUUAAUCGUCAAAGUUCCACCAAAAAUAUAUGACAUCUCGUCGGACAUCACGGUAAACGAAGGCGGCGAUAUUUCACUCUUCUGUUUAGCCAGUGGGAAACCAGAGCCGAAGAUCACCUGGAGACACAUCAGCCCUUCAGCCAGGAAGUUUGAGAGCGGAGAGAAUCUGAACAUAAGUGGAAUAACUCGGGAUGCAGCGGGGGAUUAUGAAUGCGGCGCUGAGAAUGAUAUUGCUUCUCCUGACACCAGGACUGUGAAAGUCACCGUCAACUUUCCACCUUCCAUCCAUGAGGCGAAGAGUCACGGGGUCCGGCUCGGCUACACAGCGCUGCUGAGGUGCGAGGCGGCUGCCGUCCCGCCUCCGGUGUUCGAAUGGUACAAAGGGGAGAAGAGAAUCAGCAAGGGUCAAGCAGGCAUUGACAUCCAGAACGUGAGCUCCAGGUCCAUUCUGACAGUGAGUAACAUCACAGAGGAUCGCUAUGGCAACUACACCUGCGUGGCUUUCAAUAAACUGGGGACAGCCAACGCCAGCGUGUCUCUGAUUCCUCCUAACACAGCUCAGUACGGGACCACCGGAGGAGGAGAAGCUCUACUGGCCUGUGGUUUCCUGGUGCUGGCUCUCAGCUCCCUGCUCUGUGUUUACUAGCGCUACGUACAGCCAUACGCACUGAACUGGACUGAACCAUUCACACGGCUCAUUUCCGGAUCCGAUCUGGCAACGCGGUUUGCUUUUGUUUUGUUUUGUUUUGUUUUGUUUUUUUGUUGUUUUGCGAAAAGAGAGCUAUUUUAAUCAGUACUUUUCAGAUGGUGGUUUUUAUGUUCUGUUUAUGGAAUUUCUCAUCAUGUAAAUAUGUACGGUUUACAUUUCUUCUACCCCCUCCCCUCCCUUCCCCCCUCGCUUAGUUUCUUUUCUUUUCUUUUCUUUUCUUUUCUUUUCUUUUCUUUUCUUUUUGUUUGCCCACUUUGUGAAUCAGCACCAUUGUGCUCUUUUUGGAAAGCUUCAGAAUUAGCCGUUGCUCUCUGAGGGGAGCGGGGGAUGGGGAGUCACUGUACGAGGUGUGUGUGUGUGGGGGGGGGGGGGUUCGUGCUAAAAGUGUGUGUUGUUGUUGUUGUGUUUCUGAGAGGACGCCCUGAAGCGAGGGCUCUCGUACACACACUUCUCUCUACUCUUUCAGGUCAUAAUAUUUAGCCGGCUAAUUCGAAACCACUCAGAUUUGCACAAUCAGAACAAUCAGGACGCGCUGAGAAGGGAAACGUUUCGGCGAACCGCUGUAACACGGACGACGGGUCGAACGCCGAUAUUCCAGAAUUUCACUGAUAAUUGCGUGGACCAAAAUGACAGCCAUAAUUCAGUGAUUUUAGCACGUUAUGCUAACAUUUGAAACAUAAUCAGCUUGCCUACUCUGCCAUAAUAAUUAUCAAAUAAAAUCUCAGAUAAAUAUUUACCUUGACAUUGGUUUCCCAAAUAUGUGACAAAAUUUCAGCUGUUUAUUUCUUCUUUUAUUUACUUUAUUUUAAUAUAAUUUUAAAAAAAAACGAACAAUCGAACAACAAAAAUAACGAUGGGUAUUUAGAAAUAUCGAAUUGUUUUGAUUUUGUUUUAUUUCUUUCUUUUUGAAAUAGACACUAAAAUAACUACGUACGUUCAAGAGGCAACAGAUUUAUAACAAUGAUGUAAUAAGAUUACGUUUACAACUCAAUAAUACAUUCUAAAUGACUUUCAUUUAAUUUAUUUUUGUUUUACUGAAGGGAAUCAAAUCAAAUAAAUAUGAAUAUAAACCGAUUUGUAGAUUUUAUUUUUAAUUUUAAGUUUGUUAAAAAGCAAAAUGAAUUUGUUAUAUUCAUAAUGUGUUUAUUUUAGCAGAAUCAUUUAAUGAUUCAUGAAUAUUUAUUAAUAUUCAAUAAAUCAGUAUUUGAUCAUGAAUUUAACUCGAUUCCCAAAAUAUAUUAAAAAAAAAAAAAAAAACGUUUGAUUUUUUUUUUUUUUAUUUGUCCGAUCUGAAAUUUACUGCAGACAGAAAUGAUUAUGAAAUUCUAUUCUUUGCUUCUGGGAGCCACAGACCAUGGAAAUAAAACCAAUGUGAGAUGUAUUUAACUGCAUAAUGUGAGUAUAAUGUAUGUAUAAAAUCAAUUUUAUGCACUAUGUCGAAUUUAACUGGUGUUAAACAAAUUUACAUUACAGUGUGAACCCGUGAUUAGCGGUUGAUUUGAUUAGCCUUCAAAAUGAUCAUGAUGGAUUUCUCUAUAAUUUUUUUUUUUUUUUUUUUUUUUUUUAACGUUUAUUUAGAAUAUGGGUGUUUUUUUAUUAUUAUUAUUAUUUUUUUGGAAAAGUGUGUCUCAACAGAAAAGAAAUCCUGUGUUGAUUUUCCUCAGUUUUAUUUCACUGUAUGUUUCUUUGUUGUUGUUGAUGAUGGAGAUCGUCUGUUACCUUUCACUUUUACCAGAUUCAGUUCUAUUUUAUUUUUUUAAUUAUUGUUCUGAUGAGUUGUACAGGAUUUUGAUAAUGUUUUAAUGCAUCACAUGACGUACUCCCUGCUUUUGCUUUAGUCGGUUUUUGUACGUGAAUUUGUUUUGAAGCGGGGGAAGCGGGUGGGAUAAAUAGCGGACGGUACGAUAUAUGAUAUUUGAAAUAUUAUAUGAUAUGAAGUGUGGAUCUAAAUGUCACUGGUUAUCAUUUAAAAAGAAAGUAUGCAGUAUGGCAUAGUUUACAAUGUCGUCUUUCAGUUUAGAUGCCAUGUCUGUCGUUAAAACUUCUUAUGGAACAAAUAGACUCGAGUAAAAAAAAAAAGAAGCAGUUUGUAAUGAAAAACAUUAACUUUUUAACUCAGAGGGUGUGAACACAGUUAUACGAUAUCAUAGAAGCUAAGUCGUGUGUGUGUUUGGAGAAAGUAGAACUAAUUUUAUAUUCUCGGUAGAGCCUUGUGUCUAGGUUUAGUUUGACUUCUACCCUAGAUCUCACACACGUUAUGUAUUUUCCGAUGUGCAGAAAUUAUGAUUGUGCUGCAUGUCACAUGUAUGUUAAGGUGGCCAAUGACCAUAAACCGAUACCUUUUGAGUACAAAACUA
This is a messenger RNA of Tachysurus vachellii, 3644 nucleotides long. It is a transcript of the gene negr1, whose product is annotated as neuronal growth regulator 1. Gene Ontology annotation, cellular component: neuron projection. Lineage: Eukaryota; Metazoa; Chordata; Actinopteri; Siluriformes; Bagridae. The transcript has 7 exons. Bases 184 to 1224 code for a protein of 346 amino acids. The record is from RefSeq and is a predicted model, not a curated record.